Molecule: messenger RNA, 3309 nt
Organism: Leguminivora glycinivorella
Lineage: Eukaryota; Metazoa; Arthropoda; Insecta; Lepidoptera; Tortricidae
Exons: 2
Coding region: 1-3309 (1102 amino acids)
Molecular function (GO): catalytic activity
Source: RefSeq, a predicted model, not a curated record
AUGGAGGGAAGUUUCGAAGAAUUGUGGACUCGGUUAGAGAAAAAACUAGACCAACAAACGGUCAACAUAUCAGAUGCAGUGACAAAUAAUGUCAUGACGGCGAUCGAGGAAAGACUCAAAACAUUAACUGACGAAAAUACACAACUAAAGACGAAAAUAGGUGUUCUGGAGGAAAAGCUAGUUGCUAUCAACAGAGAAAAGAGGAAAAACAACUUGGUAGUGUUCGGAGUGGAAGAAAUUGGGAAAACUGAAGCUGAACUGGUGGAUUGUGUCAAGGAGACCAUAAUUGAAUCUGAUACAAGAACAACUAAUAAAAACAUCCAAAAGUCACCUAACACUGUCGUGAAAACAACCUUAAAUAAAAUAACAAAAACAAAGCACACCCCAACCCGGUUGGUCACCGUGGGGGAAGAUGACCACACCCUCCCAACAAAUAACCCAUCUAAUGAAAUCAAUAUAGCCACUUUAAAUACAUUGUCUCUAAGAACUUCUGAAAAACUAUUGGAACUAGAAACAGCGUUGACAAAUAUCAAAUGGGACAUACUCGGCAUAAGCGAAGUAAGACGAUUAGGAAAUCAGAUUGAAGAACAUGAGAACUACAUCCUCUAUUAUAUAGGCGAAACUAAAGGGCACCAUGGAGUGGGAUUUAUGGUAAAAAAGCACCUAAAGAAACAAAUCAUAGAGUUCAAAGGCAUAUCAGAAAGGAUUGCUGUACUAAAUAUAGACCUACAAGGACAUAAAAACCUGUGGACUGUUAUACAAAUCUAUGCACCAACAGAAGGAGCACCGGAAGCAAAAAAAGAUGAGUUCUACAGACAGCUUUCAUCUACACUAGAGACCGCUCACGAAAACAUCAUUGUCAUGGGAGACUUCAAUGGAAAAAUAGGAAUGAAAAGUAAAACAAACAACAAAACGCAAACAAGCACCAACAGAGAAAAUGCAGUCAUCGGCAAAUUCAGCACAGGAGAAAGGAACGACAAUGGGAAACGCUUGAUAGAUUUAGCCUUUACAUACAAUCUUAAAGUAAUGAACACCUUCUUUAAAAAGAAACAUAGCAGGAAAUGGACCUGGAUAUCACCUAAUGGCCAAAUAAGAAAUGAAAUAGACUAUAUCCUGACUAACAAACCAAUAUUUAUCAAAGAUGUAGACACAGUAAACCAACUUAACUUCAAUACAAACCACCGAAUGAUAAGAGGCAAGCUAUAUAUGAAGCAACCUAAAGCAAGUAGAAAACAUAUAAUGAGAGCAACAAACAGUAGACCAAUACACCUGCCACUCCCGAAGGACCUAUUGACAUCUCUACAUACCAACCUCAAAACAUUUAAAAUGGAAGAUACAGUGCAGAAUAAAUACGACACAUUGGAGAGAGAAUUAAAAGCCAUAUCUAGCAAAGUCAACAACUCAAAAAUUCAUAAAGAUAAGGUUGGAGAUGAAGCACGGGCUCUGAUGGAAAUUAGAAGGAAUCUCAUAACCAAUAGAGGUGAAAAUAGGAAAAAAAUAGCAGAUUUAAGUAAACAGAUAAACACCAAAAUCAGAAAACAUAUGGAAAGAACCAGACUACAGGCAAUACAAUACCAUAUUGAGAAAACAGGAGGAACGAAGAAAGCAUUGAAAGAACUAAGAGAUAAAACUGAAUGGAUACCCAACCUAAAAGAUAUAACAACGGCAAAUAAAGUGUUUAGCCGACCAAUGAUAAUAGACACAGCAACAGGAUUUUACCAAAACCUAUACAAUGAUACAGACGUCACAAAUGACCUUCUAGAAUACAAAGAAGAUGAUGAAGAAAUCCCAAAUAUCCUUGAAAGUGAAGUAAGGCAUGCAAUCCUAACACAAAAGACGGGGAAAGCCCCAGGGGAUGACAAAAUUUCUAAUGAAAUAAUAAAAGGCUGUAUAGACGAGAUACUAGGAACAACGACAGGACUAUUCAAUGACAUUUUAAAAGAGGAAGUCAUACCGGAACAAUGGAAAACCUCCACAAUAAUAUUACUUCACAAAAAAGGAGAUAAAAGCCUAGUCAACAACUACAGACCUAUCAGCUUAAUAACAAACAUGUACAAAAUAUUCUCCAAAGUUAUCCUGAACCGGAUUAGCAAAGAACUAGAGGCAAAUCAACCUAAGGAGCAAGCGGGUUUCCGAAGUGGAUUCUCAACAGUCGACCAUAUACAUACAAUCAAACAAAUAAUAGAAAAACAUUUGGAGUACAAUAAAAUCUUUUAUCUUGCUUUCAUAGACUACAAUAAAGCAUUCGACUCUUUGAAACAUAAAUACAUAUGGGAAGCAUUGCAAGAACAAAACAUACAAACAAAAUACAUAAGAAUAUUACAACUAAUAUACCAGAAUUCCACAGCUAAAAUACGGACAGAAAGAGACGGCAAAGUAUUCAGUGUGAAAAAAGGAGUGAAACAGGGAGAUCCUUUGUCACCGAAACUUUUCUCCGCAGUUCUAGAAUAUGUAUUUAGGAAGCUUAACUGGGAGUCCCUUGGGAUCGACAUAAAUGGAGCAAAGCUAUCAAACCUAAGGUUUGCUGACGAUAUUAUUCUACUUAGCGACAACCCACAAGACCUAAACAUAAUGUUACAACAACUAGCUGAUGUCAGUAAAGAAGUUGGAUUAACAAUGAACACCGAAAAAACAAAAAUAAUGACGAACAGUGGAAAAGAAGAGAUACUCAUAGACAACAACCUCAUUGAAUAUGUAGAACAAUACACAUAUCUCGGGCAAGUAAUAUCACCUCAAAAUUUGAUGCAACAAGAAGUAGACACUAGAAUUGGGAACUCAUGGAAAAGAUAUUGGUCACUACGAGAAAUCAUGAAAAACAACCAAAUACCUACAAACCUUAAGUCCAAAGUCUUUAACACAUGUAUCCUUCCCUGUCUCACGUAUGGAUGCCAAACUUGGGCCCUAACGGACAAGGAAAGGCGAGCUCUCCAAGUUUGCCAAAAUAGCAUGGAAAGAAGCAUGUUGCAUAUAAAACUUAAAGAUAGAAUAAAGUUGGAUACCAUUAGAAAAAGAACAAAGAUAACUGACGUAAAUCAGACAAUGAAGCAACUAAAAUGGAAAUGGACUGGCCACAUGCUCCGAGAUAAAAGAGAAAAAUGGUCUAAGGACAUAACAUCAUGGUACCCAAGAGAUGGCAAAAGGAAGGAUGGCGGACAAAAAAUGAGAUGGGAAAAUGAAUUCAGAAAGGUAGCUGGAGCCUUGUGGAGAAGACAAGCUCUAGACAGAGAAACAUGGAGAAAUAUGGGAGAGGCCUAUGCCAAAGGCAACCAGACUAAACGUCUGCGGAGAAAGGCUAGCAGUAAGCAGUAA